Molecule: messenger RNA, 605 nt
Organism: Thalassophryne amazonica
Lineage: Eukaryota; Metazoa; Chordata; Actinopteri; Batrachoidiformes; Batrachoididae
Product: E3 ubiquitin-protein ligase CHFR-like
Exons: 5
Coding region: 141-566 (141 amino acids)
Biological process (GO): ubiquitin-dependent protein catabolic process; protein ubiquitination; mitotic cell cycle checkpoint signaling
Cellular component (GO): nucleus
Molecular function (GO): ubiquitin-protein transferase activity; protein binding
Source: RefSeq, a predicted model, not a curated record
CGCGCGCCUCCUCCAUCAGCUGAUGUAAAUAAUUAUGUUUGGUCGGAAGUGUUUCUGUUUCGUUGGAACAUGAGGGGAAUCAGCUUUUUCUGCACUUAUCGGAAGGACAACGUCAACAUUUAACGAAAAAAUAUCAGACGAUGGAAAGUCACAGUCAAGGUCGACCAUGGGGGAAACUGGUCAAAGUGGACUCCAUUGAAACUGAAGUGCUGCUUUUUAACAGGGAAUGCACUGUCGGGCGUAAAAAAGGAUGUGAUCUAUCCUUUCCAGCCAACAAAUUGGUCUCAGGGGAACACUGCAAGAUUGUACAAGAUGAAAGCAUGGGGUUGGUGUGGCUUGAAGACAUGAGCACAAAUGGCACGGUGAUUAAUAUGUCCAAACUUGUCAAGAAACAGAGGCACAUGCUGCAAAAUGGUGACGUCAUCUACUUUGUAUUCAGAAAAAAUGAACCAGAACAAAACAUUGCAUAUGUUUACCGCUCAAUCACAGCACAGGAAGGUACUUCUCCAGAUAGCUAUGGUAAGUACUCCGGUAAUUCAUCAUGCAGUAUCCAGUCUUUACUGUAAUUCCACAGCUACAGUGUCAUGGAAAAAGUACCAUGGAUU